AUGGUUUCAUCUCAUAGCUCAACGAAAGAUUAUGAACAAGUUAAAUGGGAAAUUGUCAGUCCAAGCACUGAACAUAUUCCAUGUGCCAGAGAAUUUCCCUGUAUUUCCUAUGAUAAGGGCAAUCAGUGUGUCUAUUUGUUUGGAGGAUUUGGAGAUGGGCAGAGAGGUGGCUAUUUGAAUGAUUUUUGGAAAUUUGAUUUGAAAUCAAGGGAAUGGAUAAAUAUAGAAACAACUGGAAGUAUUCCUUCAGCAAGAUGUGGAUGUUCUGGAAGUUAUGCAGCAUCUAGAGAAAAGUUCUUUGUUUUUGGAGGGUAUCACGGUGAUUAUUUGAAUGAUUUUUAUGAAUUGGAUUUGAAAACUAGGGAAUGGAAAGCACUCAAUUAUACACACGAUAUUCCAUCCUUGACAGUUCUAACUCUGAAUAAUGACAUAUCUGACAAUUAUUUAACAAUAUUUGGCGGAUUCAAUUCACGUCUUUAUACAACCAAUAUGUAUCAUUACAAUCUUGAUACCCAACAGUGGAAAACUGCAGCAACUGAGCUGAUAAAUAUAAAGGGAGAAGGUUCUUCACAUUCGAGGUGCCUUACAUUGAGAGGAAAAUACAAGAAUAACAUUCCAAAUAGGAAUAAUUUCCUCAUACUUUUUCAUGACGCUGGUGCAAAUAUAUUCGAAUAUGACGAGGAAGAAUCCCAGCUCAUUAAAUACCAACCAACACAAGAAUUACAAGAAAUAUUCAGAACAUUAGAGGCCAAGUUUAUUGCUGAAAUCAAUGAAAAUACUCUUCUAAUAUUGGGAAAAUCAACACUAUCCCUUAUUGAAAGUAGAAAAUUCCAACCAACCAAAAGUUUGGACUAUUUUACUCAAAAUUUGAAAGAAAGAACCAAAUACUUCUCUGAUAUAGUAUUCCUCUAG
Naegleria gruberi is the source of this 912-nucleotide messenger RNA. RefSeq lists its product as uncharacterized. NCBI's taxonomy places the organism in Eukaryota, Heterolobosea, Eutetramitea, Acrasida, Naegleriidae. The record is from RefSeq and is a predicted model, not a curated record. Gene Ontology annotation, molecular function: protein binding. Bases 1 to 912 code for a protein of 303 amino acids. The transcript has a single exon.